Messenger RNA from Cryptococcus deneoformans JEC21, 1539 nucleotides. RefSeq names its product 2-hydroxyacid dehydrogenase, putative. Lineage: Eukaryota; Fungi; Basidiomycota; Tremellomycetes; Tremellales; Cryptococcaceae. The record is from RefSeq and is a predicted model, not a curated record. Gene Ontology annotation, cellular component: cytosol. The coding region runs from base 36 to 1055 and encodes 339 amino acids. Gene Ontology annotation, molecular function: hydroxypyruvate reductase [NAD(P)H] activity; NAD binding; glyoxylate reductase (NADPH) activity. The transcript is spliced from 5 exons.
UUGACUUUUACUUUAUUUCAGUACCAAAAUCCAGGAUGGCACUCAGCAACGCCCCAAAAGUCCUCUUCCUGGACACCAUCAAGCUCGCAAAGUCACAGUUAUCAUCGUUCAGCAAGAUCGCCAACGUCAUCCCAAACACCAGCAAAACGCGAGAAGAGUUCCUUCAUGAUCUCGGUACAAAAUACAAGGAUGUCACUGGCAUUUACAGGCACUUUAAAGCUUCUGAGUCUAUCAAAAUAACCGGUCGAUUUGAUGAGGAGCUCGUCUCUAAACUUCCUUCAAAUCUUAAAUUCAUUGCCCAUAACGGUGCUGGUUACGAUCAAAUCGACAUCCCUCCCUGUACCGCCCGCAACAUCCAAGUCUCCAACGUUCCCUCCGCCGUCGACAAUGCCACAGCAGACACCGCCAUGUUCCUCCUCCUCGGUGCCAUCCGCAACUUCUCCAGCGCCCUUUUACAUGCCCGUCAAGGUACAUUCAACUCUCAACUCCCUCUCUCCCACGAUCCCCAAGGAAAAGUACUUGGUAUCCUCGGUAUGGGCGGCAUCGGUUCAGCUUUGGCUAGAAGGGCAAAGCCUUUCGGCUUAAAGGUGCAAUACCAUAACCGAAGGCGACUGACAGAAGAAAAAGAGAAGGAAACAGGGGCGACGUAUGUUGAGAACAUGGACCAGCUCCUCGCGACUUCCGAUAUUGUCUCGCUCAACCUUCCUCUCACCGCCGCUACCAAACAUCUCAUCUCUGACGACACAUUCUCUAAAAUGAAACCCACAUCUAUCCUUAUCAAUACCGCUCGAGGUCCUAUAGUCGAUGAAGCCGCCCUUGUACGGGCCCUCGAAUCAGGCAAGAUUGCAGGCUGUGGUCUGGACGUGUACGAGAACGAACCGCAGAUCACAAAGGAGCUGUUGGAUCACCCUAAUGCACUUUGUUUGCCGCAUGUUGGAACGGUGACGGUGGAGACACAAACGGAGAUGGAAGCAGUUUGUUUGAGGAAUCUGGAACAUGGUUUAAAGACAGGCAAACUGGCGUUUACGGUGCCAGAGCAGGCACAUAUGUUGUAAGGGAUAGAUCCUCUUUUUGAAUGAUCAUAUGCGUUGGACAUUAUAUGGGGAGAUAUACAUUAUGGAUACAGAUCUGCGCUCCAUGCGCUGACUUUCGGAUUCGUAGCACUGAUCACUACUGUUAGCGCCCCUUACCCCACUCAGACAUUCGGUACCAACCGUUCAAUUGCUUGAUUCGGCCCUAGUGCUCUAGGCCCGAUAUCCUCAGAGUCGCGGAACUGCCAUGUCCCUCUCGGUGCUGACCACUCUGUAGACUCGUUGGGACCUCAGAAUGAAAGGAUAUGGAUGGCAGUAGGCUAACAAGGUACAAUCAAUUAACUCUCAACGUCAUCCAACACCCGCCUUCUUCAGAUAACUCACAGUGAAACUGCUCAACAACACAUUAUUCCCAUCAAACCUCACUUCAGGCAUCAUUUGCAUGUCCAUAUCGAUCUCUAGAAUUGCCGCAUUCUGAUCGUUCGGGAACGAUGUGCGUUCAUGCAUU